This is a messenger RNA of Ceraceosorus guamensis, 1353 nucleotides long. RefSeq names its product MFS general substrate transporter. Gene Ontology annotation, biological process: transmembrane transport. NCBI's taxonomy places the organism in Eukaryota, Fungi, Basidiomycota, Exobasidiomycetes, Ceraceosorales, Ceraceosoraceae. The record is from RefSeq and is a predicted model, not a curated record. The transcript is spliced from 2 exons. Gene Ontology annotation, cellular component: membrane. Gene Ontology annotation, molecular function: transmembrane transporter activity. Bases 1 to 1353 code for a protein of 450 amino acids.
AUGGACCCUUGGGAGGUCAAGAGGACGAUGCGCAAGGUCGAUUGGAGGCUCGUGCCCAUCCUCGCAGCCCUGUACUCCAUCUCCCUCAUCGACCGUACCAACAUCUCCUUGGCUCGCGCAGCAGGCAUGGGAAGGACCCUCAACCUGAACAUUCCUGGAACAAACUACUAUUCCAUCGCCGUCCUCAUCUUCUUUGUUCCUUACAUCCUCUUUGAGCUCCCUUCCAACCUCGGAAUGAGGCGAUGGGGCGCUGCCAAGUGGCUCGGCGGCGCCACCAUCCUCUGGGGUAUUGUCAUGCUCGCCAUGGGCUUCGUAGAGACCUGGCAACAACUCGCCGCAUGCCGUGCUCUGCUCGGUAUUUUCGAAGCUGCAUUGUUCCCUGGUGCCGUUUACUUGCUCUCUUCAUGGUACCCAAGAGCCGAAGUGCAACGAAGAAUGUCCAUCUUCUACUCCCUUUCCAUCCUCGCUUCCGGCCUCUCCGCUAUCCUCGCUUACGGUCUUGGUUUGAUUCGCAUGUACAAGAACCAGGGAUGGAGGAGCAUCUUUAUCAUCGAAGGCAUCAUCACCGUUGUCCUCGGAGUCAUCGGCGCGCUGACCAUCGUCGACUUCCCUGGACCCAAGGCCAAGUUCUUGAACGAAGAGCAACGCGCGAUCGUCAAGACGCGCAUUGAGCGAGACCGUGCCGACUUCGUCCAGGACAGCAUGACCUUCUCAAAGCUGAUGCGCUUCUCCCUCGAUCUUAAGAUCUGGGCCACUGCUGUUCAAUUCUUUGGCGCGACCCUUGCGAGCUACUCUCUCAGCUACUUCUUGCCCAGAAUCUUGGCCGGCAUGGGUUUCGACGUCGCUCUCAGCCAGCUCCUCGUCGCUCCCCCUUACGUCUGGGCGCUGGUUCCCGUCAUCGGAUCCGCCUUCAUCUCGGACCGCUUCCAAGUCAGGACACCCCUGAUCGCCUUCAACGCCAUCUGCACCAUCAUUGGCACCAGCGUCUACUCGUACGCGACCGGCACUGGACCUAGGUACUUUGGCGUCUGCCUUGCCGUCGGUGGCUGCAACAGCGUCGUUCCCCUCGUCAUUGGCUACUCUCAAAUCAACAUUCGAGGAUCGGCCAAGCGUGCCUUCACCAGCGCCAUCGUCGUCGCAUUUGGCGGUAUCGGUGGUAUUGCUGCAGGCGUAUCGUUCACCGAGAGAGCCGCUCCUCACUACACCGAGGGUAUCCACCUGACCCUCGCCAUGAACGCCAUCACUGUCGGAAUCUGCGUCCUUCAGCACAUCGUCUUCAGAGUGCAGAACAAGCGCGCCAACGACGGAAAGGCCGUUCUCGAAGGCCACCAAGACUUUAGAUACCAGCUCUAA